Molecule: messenger RNA, 981 nt
Organism: Rotaria sordida
Lineage: Eukaryota; Metazoa; Rotifera; Eurotatoria; Philodinida; Philodinidae
Source: the annotation of a GenBank genome assembly
AUGCAUCUAAAACGACAGCAACACAACAAAUUUUCCUACGCAAUGGCCAUUUAUAUUUGUUCAGCACGCAGUGAUUGUGAAGAAUUUGAUGGAAAGUAUCGUGACCGUGGUAUAAACCGUGGAAUUUUAGCUUCGACCAAAUAUUCUCAAAACGAAACGUACAGAAAUCGAAAUAACGAAGAAGAAAAGAUUGAUAUUGAAAAUGUCAAUAAUGGUUCAUCAGCUGAAUUAGAAAGAUAUGAGAAAGAAUCUGAAUCAAGUGUUAAUGAAGAUGCAAGUUCAGAAGAAGAAACAAGUCAAAUAAAUACUGGUGUAUAUCUAUUAUAUGAUAAGAAAAAGGAAGUACAAGAAUGCGUGAAUAAUGUGUUAAGUUAUGCUAAUGAAUAUGGAACAUUACUAUCAGAAACUCAGUUAAAGACGAUAUUGGAUAUCGAAAAUGUUGAAAUCACGAAAGAUCGUACAAAUGGUCUUGUACAAGUUAUUUCAAAAUGUGUUGAUAUUGUUACUAAUUCACAUUUUGUACCGCCAACGACAAAAAAGCCAGUGUAUGAAUAUUACGGGAAGAAGUAUAAACUGACUAUGAUACAUCCCAUCAAACCCAUACCAAUACCAAGUGCGAUAUUGCCAAAAUAUCAGACAAAAGGAAAUAAAAAGGAAAAAACUGAUGGUUGUAAUAAAAGUGGAAAUGAAAAAGAACCAAAAAAAAUAAAUGAAGAAAAUAAUACAACAUCAGGUGAUGAUGAAGAAAAAGAUCAAAACGAAAAACUCAACAAGUUAAAAAAUAAUAGUUCACAAGAAAGUUGUAAUACUCCUAAAGAUGGUUUUGUUGCGGGUAAAACUAAUUCCACUAUCAUGAUUGAUACGCAUAGUCGAUCAUUACCACAUGCAGCUGCAGCAUCUGUCACAUCUUCUGAUGAUUUAUCUGUAAUAAAUCGUGACUCAAAAUUAAUUACGACUCCACCAUCAACACCACCAUCUUGA